Molecule: messenger RNA, 1491 nt
Organism: Penicillium canariense
Lineage: Eukaryota; Fungi; Ascomycota; Eurotiomycetes; Eurotiales; Aspergillaceae
Product: FAD-binding oxidoreductase
Exons: 5
Coding region: 1-1491 (496 amino acids)
Molecular function (GO): FAD binding
Source: RefSeq, a predicted model, not a curated record
AUGCCUUCCAGCCUCGGCUGGCGCGCUCUGGCGCUAUUUCUGGCUGCCCUCACUCCCCUGGCACACGCUGAUAUUUGCUCGACCCUCGAGGCCGGUGGCAUUGAUGUCGAAUAUCCACUGUCGCUUGACUACUCGACCGACUUGACGAAAUAUUGGUCUGCCGCCUGCGGUGAUCUCAAGCCAACAUGCAUUGCCGCGCCGUCCAGUGCAGCUGAGAUGUCGCAGGUAAUCAAGGAGCUGCACAAUGUUGAGACUUUGUUUGCGGUCAAGUCCGGGGGUCAUAUGCCAAACAAUGGUUUCGCUAGUAUUCAGGAUGGUCUUUUGGUUUCGACGAAGAAUUUGGAUCAAGUCUUCUACAACCCAGACGAUGAGACCGCUGUGAUUGGACCUGGUCUUUCGUGGGAGGAAGCACAGAAAGGGCUGGAUGGGACCGGUCGAGCUGUGGUGGGUGGCCGACUUGGAGGCGUAGGCAUUGGAGGGUAUAUGCUCGGAGGCGGAAUGAGCUUCCUGAGCACUCAGUAUGGCUGGGCUGCCAACAAUGUCAAGGAGUAUGAGGUCGUGCUGGCCAACGGUACGGUAGUUAAUGCCAAUGCGAAGGAGAACACCGACCUUUUCGCUUCUCUCAAGGGGGGUGGUAACAAUUUCGGUGUCGUCACCGCAUACACCAUGGAGACGCACCCUUCCAGCAAGGUCUGGGGCGGCAACUAUAUCUUUACUGCGGACAAGACACCCCAGCUUCUGACGGCGCUGCGCAACUUUGCGGAUGAUUACCCCGAUGAUAAGGCGGCGAUUAUUUUGACAUCGGAGCACGGUGCGGUGAUUGAUUUGUGGAUCAUGUUCCUCUUUUACGAUGGCCCCGAGCCUCCAGCGGGCGUAUUCGACGAGUUCACUGCGAUCGACCACACGUCCACCACCAAGACUUGGGACACCUAUUACGACUUGCUCAAGAACAAUGAUUUUGCCAUUCUUCACGGACAACGCUAUACCAUCGCGACCGAGACGACACCUGUUCCCAACAAGACCAUCGGUACUUCUGUGCUGCAGGAGUACUACGAACACUGGUUCGACGUGACUAAUACUGUGCUUGAUGUCACUGGCGCUCUAGGAUCCAUCGCUUUCCAGCCGGUGCCCAAGACCUUCUCCCAGAAGGCCAAGGACCGUGGCGGAGAUCUUCUGAAUGUUCCGACAGACACAAACUACAUCUUCAUCGAGCUCGACUUCUCAUACUCUUUCUCCAUAGAUGAUGACAAGAUCGACCAGGCGAAUCAGAACCUCUACCAGGGGAUGGGCAAUCUGGUGCAGAAGAAUAUCGACGAGGGUCUUUUGCCCGAUGUGUACCGACCACUCUUCAUGAAUGACGCCUACUUCCGCCAGGACUACUGGGGACGCAUUGAUCCUGCAUCGCGGAAGUCGGCGCUUGAGACGCGGUUGCGCUAUGAUCCUGAUGGCUUCCUCCAGAAGCGAACCAGCGGUGGCUGGAGACUCAGCUAA